Anolis sagrei ordinatus is the source of this 2091-nucleotide messenger RNA. It is a transcript of the gene PUM3, whose product is annotated as pumilio RNA binding family member 3. Gene Ontology annotation, molecular function: mRNA binding. NCBI's taxonomy places the organism in Eukaryota, Metazoa, Chordata, Lepidosauria, Squamata, Anolidae. The record is from RefSeq and is a predicted model, not a curated record. Gene Ontology annotation, biological process: regulation of translation. Gene Ontology annotation, cellular component: nucleolus.
CACCACCUCCCAUCAACCCGCGGAAGUAAAAAAAAAAGCUGCCGGAAGUAACCGAAGAGGAGAGGAAAGAGGAACACGUGGGGAGUGGAGCAAUAACAAAAUGGAAGCCAAAGGCAAAAGAAAGUUCCCAGGCCAAGGUGGAAAAGCAGGCCCUGGCAGAAAGAAGUUUAAAAAGAAUAAUGAGAAGUUCAGUAAAAAAGAAGGUGAAGAAGGGAAGCCGAAAUUUAAAUCCAAGAAAUUUGAGAGAGGAAACAAAAAACCUGGUAAAGCAGGCACAAAACAAUUCAAGAGUAAACAACCCUCAGAUAAAUUCUCGAGGAAACGCAAACUUCAAGAUAACAAAAAAGGAGGGUUGCAGCCUAAGAAGCCUAAAUGGGACGACAUCAAGAAGAAAAAGAAGGAGCUGAAGCAGAGCCGACAGCUGAAUGACAAAACCAACUAUGAGGCAGUGCUUAAAGGAAAACAGAUUUGGGAAGCUCUCCGGCGGAAAGACUGUGACAAGGAAAAACGGAACAAGCUAUUGAGUGACCUUCAGAAGCUGCUUCAUGGGAAAAUAAAAAAUAUGGCGUUUGCUCAUGACUCAACCCGUGUCAUCCAGUGUUAUAUUCAAUAUGGCAAUGAGAAGCAAAGACAAGAGGUAUUUGAAGAAUUAAAAGAGAGUUUCACUGAACUAAGCAAGUCCAAAUAUUCUAGAAAUAUUGUGAAGAAACUUCUCAUCUAUGGAACAAAGCCACAAAUUGCAGAAAUCAUUAAAAGCUUUAAAGGAGAGGUGAGGAAGAUGCUGCGCCAUGCUGAAGCGUCCGCUGUUGUGGAGUACGCAUACAAUGACAAAGCCAUUUUGGAGCAAAGAAACAUGUUGACAGAGGAGCUUUAUGGGAAUACAUUCCAAGUCUACAAGUCACCAGAGCACCCAACCUUGGAUGCAGUGUUAGCAGCUCAGCCUGAAAAGCAAGAAGCCAUUAUAGAUGAAAUGAAACAGAUCCUUACACCAAUGGCUCAGAAAGAAGCUGUAAUAAAACAUUCGUUGGUACAUAAAGUCUUCUUGGACUUUUUUACUCAUGCACUCCCUAAACAGAGAUCUGAAAUGAUUGAAGCGAUCCGAGAAGCUGUAAUCUACUUGGCGCACACCCAUGAUGGAGCCAGAGUAGCUAUGCAUUGCCUGUGGCAUGGGACCCCCAAGGACAGAAAAGUUAUUGUAAAAACGAUGAAAACAUACAUAGAAAAAAUAGCAACUGGUGAAUCCUCACACUUGGUUCUGCUGGCAGCGUUUGACUGCAUUGAUGAUACCAAACUUGUGAAACAGCUGGUUUUAUCUGAAAUAACUACUUCUUUAGCCAACAUUGUAAACAACAAAUAUGGAAGGAAAGUCUUGUUAUAUCUCCUAAGUCCAAGGGACCCUGCAUAUUUCUCACCAGCAAUAAUCAAAAUCCUGCAACAGGGUGAUGGGAAUGCUUACAGUAAAAAAGAUGUGGACGUUCGCCGCCAUGAACUCCUGGAAGCUGUUUCUCCUGCCUUGUUGAAUUACCUGCACCUUCAUGCUGAAGAAAUGGUGAUGGACAAAGCUGCAUUCAUUGUAGUGACUGGUAUCCUCAGGCACGCCAUGGGCGACGUACAGCCUGCAAUGGAAACCAUUGCAAGUCUCGCUGCGAGAGAAAUGGUCCCGGGAGGCAAAGAUGGGCAGCUCCACAUUGCUGAACAUCCAGCAGGUCAUCUGGUUCUCAAGUGGCUCAUUGAACAAGAUGAAAAAAUGAGGGAGAGCGGCAAAGACGGAUGCUUUGCAAGAACAUUGGUGCAGCAUGUGAAUGUUGACCAGCUAAAGACCUGGGCACAUGUGAAUCGUGGUGCCAUAAUUUUGUGUCGUCUUCUUCAGAGCUCUGAAUCAGAAGUGGUGACUCAAGUCAAAGAACAACUGAAAAGUCUUAUUCCAAAACUUAAAAAGACUAAAGAUCAGUCAACAGCAAUAAAGGCGUUGCUGGAGAAAUUAUCAUCUUAAUUUAAAGAAUUAUCAAAUGGACUACUAGUUUUCUAUGUAAAGAAAUUCUUCCUUUUAAAGAUGAUUUUUGCCAAUAAAUAUUUUUAAUUUCUUUGAAA